AGAGGGGCGGCGCGGGCGCCAUUUUGUUUCGAGCAGCGGCGGUGGCGGCGGCGGUGGCGGUGGCGGAGGGGCCGGAGCGCGAUUUUUUUAGAGCCGGCGGCGACCCCCCUCCCCCUCCCGGCGGCCAUGGCGAGCAACGUGACCAACAAGACGGACCCGCGGUCGCUCAACUCGCGCGUUUUCAUCGGGAACCUCAACACUUUGGUGGUGAAGAAGGGCGACGUUGAGGCCAUUUUCGCCAAAUACGGCAAAAUCGUCGGCUGCUCCGUCCACAAAGGCUUCGCCUUCGUCCAAUACGUGGCCGAGCGCAACGCCCGCGCCGCCGUCGCCGGCGAGGACGGCCGCAUGAUCGCCGGCCAGGUCCUGGACAUCAACCUGGCGGCGGAGCCGAAGGUGAACCGGGGGAAGGCGGGGGUGAAGCGCUCGGCGGCCGAGAUGUACGGGUCAGUACCCGCCCCACCUUCUCCGUCCCCCCUCGUCAGAUCCUCCUUCGACCUCGAUUAUGACUUUCAGAGGGAUUAUUACGACAGGAUGUAUUCGUACCCGGCGCGAGUGCCGCCGCCGCCGCCGCUGCCGCGUCCCGUGGCGCCGUCCAAGAGGCAGCGGCUGUCGGGGACCACCUCGCGGCGCGCCAAGAGCGGCUUCAACUCCAAGAGCGGCCAGAGGGGCUCCUCCUCCAAAUCCGGGCGGCUGAAGGGGGAGGACCUGCAGAGCAUCAAGAAGGAGCUGGGCCAGAUCAAAGCCAAGGUGGACGCCCUCCUGGAGAGCCUCGAGCGGCUCGAGCGCGACCAGAAGCAGAAGAGCGAAAAAGCGUCGGAGGAGGGGAGCGGCGCCGUGGGGCAGAAGGAGGAGGGCAACGCCGGAGCCAAAGGGGGCGAAGAAUCGGGAGAAGAGGGGGAUCUCCUGGAAGAGGAGGAGGCGGAGAGGGGCGACGAUCAGGCCGAGUCCCCCAAAGGCGAAGAGAAGGAGCCCGAAGAGGGCGAAGAGGAGAGGGACAGCGCCAACGGCGAAGACGAGCCCUGAGAACCACCGGAAGUGCCCCCCUUUGGCCCCGCCCACACACACGCCACGCCCUUUUCCGGUCCCUCCAAACCCCGCCCCCUUCGGUCAUUAAACCCUCCCACUCCCCCCUUCCCCCCAUAUCCCCCAAACCCCCCACGUUUGUGCCCCACGGAUUCGCCCU
This is a messenger RNA of Cuculus canorus (common cuckoo), 1183 nucleotides long. RefSeq names its product heterogeneous nuclear ribonucleoprotein C (gene HNRNPC). NCBI's taxonomy places the organism in Eukaryota, Metazoa, Chordata, Aves, Cuculiformes, Cuculidae. The transcript has 9 exons. Bases 127 to 1023 code for a protein of 298 amino acids. Gene Ontology annotation, molecular function: RNA binding. The record is from RefSeq and is a predicted model, not a curated record. Gene Ontology annotation, cellular component: nucleus.